UUGCUACAAAUACGAAUUAGAUCCUUGGUGCGAACAAAGAGAUAAUUGUGUACAUAAUUCAAAAUAUGGUUGAUCCUGAAGCAAAACAUGUUCUUCAUAGUGGAAUAUUUCAUCCACUACUCAGGCAGUGGCAGUCGAGAAACACGGAAAUUAGUGUCAACAAUCUAAUGUAUCCAAUUUUCGUAUUAGAUGAACCAGAGGCAAGAGAUGCUAUAUUGAGUAUGCCAGGAGUUUAUAGAUACGGAAUAAACCGUUUGAAAUCAAUGCUGGAUCCGCUGGUAGCCAAAGGUUUGCAGUCCAUUCUACUUUUUGGAGUCAUGAAAGAUGAGGAAAAAAACGAUCAAGGAACAAAUGCAGAUUCAUCAAGGAACCCAAUUAUUCAAGCCUUACCUCUCAUACGUAAAUGGUUUCCUGAUCUAGUAGUGGCUUGCGAUGUUUGCCUCUGUCCUUACACGACUCAUGGCCACUGUGGAAUUCUUGAUGCAGACGGAAGUCUAAACAAUUCAUCCAGCAUCAAAAGGAUUGGAGAAAUUGCAGUUUCUUAUGCAAAAGCUGGAGCUCAGAUUGUUGCACCUUCUGAUAUGAUGGACGGCAGAAUAGCAGCGAUCAAAAGAGGAUUGAACGAAGCCGGGCUGCUAAAUCGAGUCGCGGUACUUUCAUACGCUGUUAAAUUUGCCUCUGGAUUUUAUGGACCUUUUCGCGAUGCCUCGAAGUCCGCUCCGAAAUUUGGUGACAGGAAAUGUUACCAACUACCACCGGGGAGCAAUGGUCUUGCUUCUAGAGCUGCGGCUCGGGACGUUGCUGAAGGCGCUGAUAUGUUGAUGGUGAAACCUGGCCUCGCUUAUUUGGAUAUUGUUCGUCGUACGAAAGACUCGUAUCCGGAGUACCCGAUGUUUGUUUACCAAGUUUCUGGAGAAUACGCAAUGCUUUAUCACGGAGCAAACAACGGUGCAAUCAAUUUAAAGAACGUAUUAAAUGAGGUGCUACUCUCCAUGCGACGAGCCGGCGCCGAUUGCAUCAUCACAUGUCUGUACGCAGAAGAAAAAAAGGAGAAGGAAGACAUCGGAACGGUCAUUGGAAUCGAUCUUGGAACAACGUAUUCUUGUGUUGGAGUAUACAAAAAUGGCAGAGUAGAAAUAAUAGCGAAUGACCAAGGAAAUCGUAUCACACCGUCGUACGUAGCGUUCACAGCAGACGGUGAGCGUCUGAUCGGUGACGCGGCGAAGAAUCAGUUGACGACGAAUCCGGAAAACACUGUGUUCGAUGCGAAGCGUUUGAUCGGUCGUGAAUGGUCCGACUCGACGGUGCAAAACGACAUUAAAUAUUUCCCAUUCAAAGUAGUAGAGAAGGAAAAGAAGCCAUACAUUCAAGUAAAGACGGCGGAAGGAGAUAAGCGAUUCGCGCCUGAGGAAAUUUCGGCCAUGGUCUUGUCAAAAAUGAAGCAAACUGCGGAGGCUUAUUUGGGUAAAAAAGUGACCCACGCGGUUGUAACGGUGCCGGCUUAUUUCAAUGACGCUCAGAGACAAGCGACCAAAGACGCCGGUGCUAUUUCCGGUCUUCACGUAAUGAGAAUCAUCAACGAACCGACCGCAGCUGCUAUCGCCUACGGGCUUGACAAAAAAGAUGGCGAGAAAAAUGUUCUCGUUUUCGAUCUCGGUGGUGGUACCUUCGACGUCAGUCUUCUUACCAUCGAUAACGGAGUUUUCGAAGUUGUCGCUACCAACGGCGAUACUCAUCUAGGAGGUGAAGAUUUCGAUCAGCGUGUCAUGGACCACUUUAUCAAGCUGUACAAGAAGAAAAAGGGCAAAGAUAUCAGAAAAGACAACCGCGCUGUACAGAAAUUGCGUAGAGAAGUUGAGAAAGCGAAGAGAGCACUCAGCGCCAGUCACCAGGUGAAGAUUGAGAUCGAGUCAUUCUUCGAAGGCGAAGAAUUCUCCGAGACGUUGACCAGAGCCAAGUUCGAGGAAUUGAACAUGGAUCUGUUCCGUAGUACUAUAAAGCCGGUACAAAAGGUAUUGGAGGAUGCUGACAUGAAUAAGAAGGACGUGGACGAGAUAGUGUUGGUGGGAGGUUCGACGAGAAUCCCGAAGGUGCAACAAUUGGUGAAGGAAUUCUUCAAUGGAAAGGAACCUUCCAGAGGAAUAAAUCCCGAUGAGGCUGUCGCUUAUGGAGCUGCGGUACAGGCGGGUGUAUUGUCGGGUGAACAGGACACCGAUGCGAUUGUAUUACUUGACGUAAAUCCUUUGACGAUGGGAAUAGAGACCGUGGGUGGAGUGAUGACAAAACUCAUUCCAAGAAACACCGUUAUUCCAACGAAGAAAUCGCAAGUAUUCUCGACAGCUUCGGACAAUCAGCAUACGGUAACGAUUCAGGUGUACGAGGGUGAACGUCCGAUGACCAAGGACAAUCAUCUUCUUGGUAAAUUUGAUCUCAAAGGUAUCCCACCUGCACCGCGUGGAAUUCCACAAAUUGAGGUCACUUUCGAGAUCGACGCCAACGGUAUUCUUCAAGUAUCUGCCGAAGAUAAGGGUACCGGCAACCGCGAGAAGAUCAUUAUUACGAACGAUCAAAAUCGUUUGACGCCCGAUGACAUCGAGAGAAUGAUCAAGGACGCCGAGAAAUUCGCCGACGAUGACAAGAAGCUCAAGGAACGCGUCGAGGCUCGCAACGAGCUCGAGUCUUACGCGUAUUCGCUCAAGAAUCAACUUGCCGACAAGGAAAAACUUGGCGCCAAAGUCAGCGAGGACGAAAAAACGAAAAUGGAGGAAGCGAUCGAUGCCUCGAUCAAAUGGCUCGAAGAGAAUCAAGACACCGAUUCCGAGGAAUAUAAGAAAAAGAAGAAAGAAUUGUCGGACACUAUCCAACCGAUCAUUGCGAAAUUGUACCAAGGUGCCGGUGGUGUUCCACCAACCGGAGCCGACGAGGAUGAUCUUAGGGAUGAGCUUUAAGAUGCAAAAAACGAAAUUGCCUCUGCAUUAACAACUCUUCGGAUGCAUAUGCGAAUUUAUUUUUCGCUGUAACAGACUGAUGAUAAAUAACGUUCGCAUUCUCAAUCGGGCCGCGGGAUAAAAAAUAUUUCAAAACGCUCAACUUCACUCGAGAUCAACUGCAUGGAUCGUUGCCUAAAACGAAGAGUCGAAUUUUCUUUGUUUUUCCAUCCUCAUCAUCUCUCAUUUAUCUAUUUACGGUUACGGGUGCCGGGUGAAAGUUUUCCAAUCACGAGUCUUAUCCCCACUCUCGUUGAAAUUGUUCUUCGGAAAUAACAAACGAUCCCCGUGAAUUAAUUAUUCGCGCACCUGGAGUCUCGCGAACGCAUUUAAUAAAUAUUAUUAAAAUACUUGUUAAUCCGCGAACCUCGUCGGUGGGGGAUCGUUUUCACGUCUUGACGAGGAAAAAAAAGACUAGAGAAUGGCAAGGAACGUAGCGUUCCUAUAUUCUUUAUUUAUUUUAAUUUUUUUGUAUGGUUCCAUUACGCGUAAUUGUUGUAAGGUCGUUCACUCACGUAAUUCGUGCGUACGCUCGAUUACUUCUCUUUACUCCCUUCCCCUUCUCUUCUCUUUACCGUGUGCGUGAAUGAAAGAUUGUGAGCGAGAAUUCGUUAGCCCUAAAAAUACUUUAUCGUACUGUGUACUAUACGUGUACUGUAUGCGUCUGUGAAUGAUUGACAUUGUGUAUCAAUAUCACGAUAAUAAACCGAUUUUUCAGUAA
Venturia canescens is the source of this 3708-nucleotide messenger RNA. It is a transcript of the gene Hsc70-3, whose product is annotated as heat shock protein 70 cognate 3. Gene Ontology annotation, biological process: endoplasmic reticulum unfolded protein response; tetrapyrrole biosynthetic process. Gene Ontology annotation, cellular component: cytoplasm; endoplasmic reticulum chaperone complex; endoplasmic reticulum lumen. The transcript has 9 exons. Gene Ontology annotation, molecular function: metal ion binding; porphobilinogen synthase activity; ATP-dependent protein folding chaperone. NCBI's taxonomy places the organism in Eukaryota, Metazoa, Arthropoda, Insecta, Hymenoptera, Ichneumonidae. The record is from RefSeq and is a predicted model, not a curated record. Bases 66 to 2948 code for a protein of 960 amino acids.